Penicillium vulpinum is the source of this 759-nucleotide messenger RNA. RefSeq names its product alpha/beta hydrolase. NCBI's taxonomy places the organism in Eukaryota, Fungi, Ascomycota, Eurotiomycetes, Eurotiales, Aspergillaceae. The record is from RefSeq and is a predicted model, not a curated record. The transcript has a single exon. Bases 1 to 759 code for a protein of 252 amino acids.
AUGUUCGUCUCGGAAGUAGCACAGUCGUUCCAGCAUUCCAAUGUCACUGCCUUAGUUUACGAUCCUCGCACGCUGGGCGAAAGCGAUGGUCUGCCCCGCAACAACAUAGAUCCAUUAGCUCAGAUUUCGGACUACUCUGAUGCUCUUACCUUCCUUAAAAAACAUGCCAUCGUCGACCCAGACAAUAUCUCGUUCUGGGGAAUGUCCUUCUCUGGCCUUGUGGCCCUCAAUGCGGCCGCCUUAGACAAACGAGCCAGGUGUUGCAUCGCAGUGUGCCCGUUGACUGGCAUGCAACCUGAACCUCACAUGCUUCCCAAAGUUCUUGCCAGAUGCAUGCAGGACCGAGAAUCACAGGUGGUCGGUAACCCACCAGUUACCCUUUCUGUCCUGACAGAACAGGGGCGAAAUCCCGCCGGCAUGGGAAUUGGCGCCGACAAAAUGGAAUAUGACUACAUGGUAAAUGCCAAAUUUAGAGGAGCACCUAACUACGAGAAUCGAACAACUCUGCAAAGUUAUUACAAGAUGAUGGCCUGGCAACCCUUCGAGAUCAUGAAGUACCUUUCGAAAACAAGAGUACUCAUGAUCAUCCCGGAAAAUGAUACGAUUUCACCCGCUGUUCACCAGCGGGCGUUAUUCGACAGUUUCCCGGAGCCGAAGACGGCCUACGUGGCGGAAGGGAAGGGUCAUCUUGACGUUCUGAGUGGAGCAGACUACGAGAUAUUGGCGGAUAUGCAAGCGAAUUUUAUUAAAGGACUGUGA